This is a messenger RNA of Solanum lycopersicum (tomato), 1212 nucleotides long. RefSeq names its product nuclear transcription factor Y subunit B-6-like. The record is from RefSeq and is a predicted model, not a curated record. NCBI's taxonomy places the organism in Eukaryota, Viridiplantae, Streptophyta, Magnoliopsida, Solanales, Solanaceae. Gene Ontology annotation, molecular function: protein heterodimerization activity; DNA-binding transcription activator activity, RNA polymerase II-specific; RNA polymerase II cis-regulatory region sequence-specific DNA binding. Gene Ontology annotation, cellular component: CCAAT-binding factor complex. Gene Ontology annotation, biological process: regulation of transcription by RNA polymerase II.
UUAAUGGAUGAGAAAUGAGCUAAAAUAGCACUUAUUUUGGGACAGAGGAAGUAGUAGUAUAUAAUUAUGUCAUUUCUAGACAAUACUCAUUUUCCCAACUGUGAAAUCAUAUUUAUCUCCGCGAAUACCUUUUUCUGGUUCACUCCGUCCAGUUAGCCACAUAUCCCCCCUUCUCUUAUAUAUAUGCGGACAUUACUAUCCAAGAACACCUACUAUAUAAAGAGAGAGAAAGAUAAUUGUAGAGAGAAAGAGAGAGAGUAAGAUGGAUAAUGGUAAUCAUCUUGGUGGUUCAGGAAAUGGAGGAUUUCAUAGCUAUGGCAGAUCUCCACAACCAACUCCUGCAGAUCCCCCUUCCCCUGAUACGGAGAUGAGCCUGGAACUGCCUGCACAUCUCAACCAGGAAGUUGUUGAAAUCAUUAGUCAGGAGCAAGACCAAGUCAUUCCAAACGUGGCCAGAAUCAUGCAGAGCACCCAUCCUUCCCAUGUCAAGAUAUCCGAUGACGCCAAGCGGACCAUUUACCAUUGUAUGUCUGAGUUCAUAUGCUUUGUAACAUAUGAAGCCAACGCGCAUUGCCAGCGUGAGCAGCGGAACACAAUCACUGUGGAAGACAUGGAUUGGGUCAUUAACAAGUUUGGGUUUGAUGACUACAUUGAACCCUUGCCUUACAACUUUCCUCCAAAUAGUGAGGAUGAUGGAGGCGAGUGUGGAUCCCUUACGAGGGAGUCUUUGUUGAAGCGUCCAAUGGUUGAUACAGCUUCAAGCUCUAAUAUCACAUCCUAUAACGUUCCCUCUAAUUUUCCUAUGGCUCAUCACCACUUUGUGUAUCCACCACCAAUGGGAAAUGGUGACAUGCAGGGGAGGGCAAGCACUUCUCAGUGUGCAGGGGCUUCAGUGGAUACUGACGUUGAGUCACCUAUGGAGGAGGAUAAGGAGUGAUCAAUUUCUCAAUAUAUUGAAGGUAUUAAGCUGUUGUUGAAGCUUUAUAAGCAAUAAAGAAAGUUUAGGAAUCGAACUAAGUUAGCCAAUUGGGUCCCCUUCAAUUGGCUGUUUACUUAUAUGUGUGUAUGUGUAAGUGUAAGUGUAAGUGUAAGUGUAAGUGUAUGUGUAUGUUUAAGUGUAUGUGUAUGUUUAAGUGUAUGUCUAUGUGUAUGUUUGUGUGUGGUGGAAGUGCUAAAUAAAAUGAACAAGUGCUACUUGUCUUGAUUAUGAUA